Paracoccidioides brasiliensis Pb18 is the source of this 1776-nucleotide messenger RNA. RefSeq lists its product as uncharacterized. The record is from RefSeq and is a predicted model, not a curated record. Bases 1 to 1776 code for a protein of 591 amino acids. The transcript has 5 exons.
AUGAGAUUCAAAAACAUCAUUAACAGAGAUGAUCUAGAGACUGAACGACGGAAACCCGUACCUUGGAUUGCCAAUCCGACUGCUCCCCCGUCCCACCGACAAAAUGGCCAGAUCAUCCCGGAGGACAAACUUGAAACAGGCACUGACGUGACAAUAGCUGAUAGUAAAACUAAGAGAGCAUGUACUGAGAACAAACUCCCGCUUUUCAAGAAGCGUAACGCGGCCCCAAUCGAGUUGUUCUAUGAUCUAUUCUUCGUCGCCAAUCUUUCAAGUUAUACAUCAACGCAUGAAAUCAAUACCUCCUCAAAUUUGACGGCCUAUGUAGGUUACAUUUCGCUACUGUGGUUCGUAUGGCUUCAGAAUACCUUUUUCGAUCUUCGGUUCUACACCGAUUCCGUUCUGUCGAGAUUAUUCACAACUCUGCAUCUUGGAGUUAUGGCUGGCUUCGCUAUUCUGGGACCUAACUUCGACCCCUCUGCUAGCACAGCAAAUGGCCGUGAGUUCUGGAACAUGAGUCUUGUCCUCAUGACAUCUCGACUAAUCCUGACCUUCCAAUAUGCCUCCAUCAUCUGGUACAUUAAGGGCUACAAAAGGACGGUUUUUCCAACCCUGUUAGUUAUCGGGACUCACUUCCUUACCGCAAUGGCAUAUUUAGGCCUAGCAUUCACUUUUACCAGAACUCGCCGGCAUUCUGCCUUCCUUGCUUGGUAUGUCAUUGGUGCUGUGGAGGCUAUAUUUAUGAUUUCUAUAUCGAGUUUCUGGAGGCUUCUUAGUUUCAAGGGAACGGCAAUUGUUGAGAGAUUUAACGGUAUGACACUGAUUGUACUGGGAGAAGGGGUUGUUGGGAUGGCCAAAGCAGCUACUAGAAUAGCCCAAGGUGCAGCAGAUGUUACCAAGACUUCCAUUGGCUUAAUUAUAUGCUACAUCCUCAUUAUCUAUUUCAUGUACACAAUAUACUUCGACCAAAUCUCAGAAGAUCGAUUUGGCAGUAUACGCCAACAAAUAUGGGCAUUCUUGCACUUCCCACUACACAUGGGAAUUCUACUCACCAUUGAGGGGAGUCGCGGAUGGAUUUUGUGGAGUGUCUCCAACCAACUCAUCAAUCUUGCCACUGCCAGAGCCGACGCUGUUUUUCAACAGACUGUACCAUCGCGAAGCACAACACUGGGAGAAGACUGGGUCGAUAGUCUAAAGCUAAUUGUCACAUUCGUAUCCAACCGUCUCCGUUCACCCCAGCAAGCACCGAAUUUUCAACCUAUUUAUGACAGACUCCUCAGCAUGGACCUGGAUGAUCCGAACCGAGAGAAGGAUUUAGCGGACCUUUACAAGGAGUUCUUCAACAAAUUGUACUCCUGGGUCCUGCGUACAUUUGGCAUUGACCUGUCAGCGCUAAACGGCUCGGGGCGCCAAGUUCUCGCGCAACAAAAUAAGCAGGUUUCCGUGAAGUUCCACGUGCUGUUCGCAUACUUCUUUAUUGCGGCUGGGGUGACUCUAAUAUUCCUUGCGUCCAUGCAUUGGUUCGGCAAAGCGCAUAAAACGCGUGGCGAGGUGUUAUCCAUCAUCAUGACAACGCUAUUCGGAACGGGGUUGGCGCUGAUUUCAAUAUUCAUUAAAGUUGAAGAGCGUGUUGGCCCAGGAGGAUCGACGCCGUAUACCAACUUCUUUGAGAGUGGAUGGAUUGUGCCGACUGUGGUUUUUACCUAUGGUCUAGUCAUCGCAAUCGAUUGUUUUAUUGUUUGGGUAUCGCAUAGACGAUGGAGGAGGCGAGUAACAUAG